CCAGAUUUCUAGCCUUCUAGGGUAUUCUGGGUUAGCACUUCCUUGGUUUCUUUAUACAGAGAGCCACAGUGACAGUGGCAAGGGACUCAUUUCUAAGAUUAUCCCUCUUAAUCCUGCAAGUUUGAAGAAUAAGAAGAACAAGAAGAAGCAAUCAGAGCCUGAUCAAGUUUUACAGAGGAAGAGAUUGUGAAAAUGGGGUUCUCAAUGCAGCCGUAUGGUAUACAAUCCAUGCUCAAAGAGGGACACAAGCAUCUUUCGGGGCUUGACGAAGCUGUCCUAAAAAAUAUCGAUGCCUGCAAGCAGCUCUCCACUAUCACUCGCACCUCUCUUGGCCCUAACGGCAUGAAUAAGAUGGUUAUUAAUCACUUGGACAAGCUUUUUGUCACCAAUGAUGCUGCCACUAUUGUGAAUGAGCUUGAGGUUCAGCAUCCUGCUGCCAAAAUUUUGGUCUUAGCUGGCAAGGCUCAACAAGAGGAGAUUGGUGAUGGAGCUAACUUGACAAUUUCUUUUGCCGGUGAGCUCCUUCAAAAUGCAGAGGAGCUUAUCAGGAUGGGCCUGCACCCAAGUGAGAUCAUCAGUGGAUACAACAAAGGAAUCAACAAGACAAUUGAAAUCCUGGAUGAACUGGUGGAGAAAGGUUCGGACACAAUGGAUGUAAGGAAUAAGGAACAGGUCAUUUCUAGGAUGAAGGCUGCAGUUGCUAGCAAGCAAUUUGGACAAGAAGACACUUUAAGUAAUCUUAUUGCUGAUGCAUGCAUCCAAGUAUGUCCCAAGAACCCAGCAAACUUUAAUGUGGAUAAUGUCCGGGUUGCAAAGCUUGUGGGAGGAGGUUUGCAUGAUUGUACAAUAGUUCGUGGAAUGAUAUUGAAGAAUGACACUGUGGGUACUAUAAAGAGAGUGGAGAAAGCAAAGGUUGCUGUUUUUGCUGGCGGUGUUGAUACCUCAGCAACUGAAACCAAGGGAACUGUUCUAAUUCACUCUGCUGAGCAGCUAGAGAAUUAUGCCAAAACUGAAGAAGCUAAAGUCGAGGAGCUCAUUAAAGCUGUUGCAGAUUCUGGUGCCAAAGUAAUUGUUAGUGGAGCAGCUGUUGGCGAAAUGGCUUUGCAUUUUUGUGAACGUUACAAACUCAUGGUUUUGAAGAUUAGCUCAAAAUUUGAAUUGAGACGCUUUUGCCGCACCACGGGUGCUGUUGCUAUUUUGAAACUGAGCCAGCCAAACCCAGAUGACUUGGGAUAUGUAGAUUCCAUUUCCAUUGAGGAAAUUGGUGGAGCUAGGGUCGCUAUUGUAAAAAAUGAAGCGGGUGGGAACUCUGUAUGCACUGUGGUUUUACGGGGAAGCACUGAUAGUAUACUAGAGGACCUUGAAAGAGCUGUUGAUGAUGGAGUUAACACCUAUAAGGCUAUGUGUAGGGACAGUCGUAUAGUACCUGGAGCUGCAGCUACUGAAAUUGAAUUGGCUAGAAGACUCAAGGAAUUCUCUUUUAAAGAAACAGGAUUGGAUCAGUACGCUAUUGCAAAAUUUGCUGAGAGCUUUGAGAUGGUGCCUAAAACACUGGCUGAGAAUGCUGGCCUCAAUGCAAUGGAGAUCAUAUCGUCUCUUUAUGCUGAACAUGCAUCUGGAAAUACCAAAGUAGGUAUAGACUUGGAAGAAGGUGUUUGCAAGGAUAUGUCAACCAUGAAUAUCUGGGACCUUUACGUCACAAAGUUUUUUGCUCUCAAAUAUGCUGCAGAUGCUGCCUGUACUGUAUUGCGAGUAGACCAGAUUAUAAUGGCAAAACCAGCUGGUGGUCCAAAGAGAGAUCCAGCUGCAGGGAUGGAUGAAGACUAGUUUUACGCUUAGCCAUAACACUUUGGUCUUUGCUUGUAUCUUUUUAUGGGCAGAAUUUCGUUCUUGUGUCUUUUGCUACAAUUUUGUUUACUACAAAGAAAUGUUGACAUCAUUGCCUUUGUAUAUGCUACUUCUAAUCCAACUUCAUUUGAUGAUCGGUUGAGAUGGUAGGCUGGAAGUUACUUGUAUGAGCACUGUUGUUUCAAAAGAACAAUUUGUUUGAGUGGGUGCUUUGAGUUUGAGCCA
This is a messenger RNA of Manihot esculenta (cassava), 2073 nucleotides long. RefSeq names its product T-complex protein 1 subunit theta. Gene Ontology annotation, biological process: protein folding. The transcript has 13 exons. Bases 193 to 1827 code for a protein of 544 amino acids. The record is from RefSeq and is a predicted model, not a curated record. Gene Ontology annotation, cellular component: chaperonin-containing T-complex. Gene Ontology annotation, molecular function: ATP hydrolysis activity; ATP-dependent protein folding chaperone; ATP binding. NCBI's taxonomy places the organism in Eukaryota, Viridiplantae, Streptophyta, Magnoliopsida, Malpighiales, Euphorbiaceae.